ACGGAAUCAGUCACUUUCUUCGAACGAGCGCGUCCCAUAUUCGAAGACGCGCUCACGCCGAGUGUCACGGUGCUACAGUUGCUCCCGACACAAUGAAAUUCCUGCUCGUCCUCCUGUUCGCCGGCGUGUACGCGCAAAACCGGUGCCCCACCGGCACGGGGUUCUUCCCCGACCCGGACCAAUGCGACCUCUACUACAUCUGCUCGAAGGGCAAGCACGAGGAGAGGCUGUGCCCCGACGGUCUGGUCUUCGACGACAGGGACCCGAACUUCGAGCGCUGCGAGGUCCCCGCUAACGUGGACUGCGGAGACAGAACCGCCCUGCAGGAAGCCAAACCGAGCGCCGGCUGUCCCAGAGCGAACGGCUUCUACCCGCACCCGAGGGACUGCACGAAGUUCCACAACUGCUUCGAGGGCAAGCCCAAGGAGUUCCACUGUCCGGCAGGGCUCGUCUACGACGAGGUGUCCAGCACGUGCGUCUGGGCGGCGAGCAGCAGGAGGCCGGAGUGCCUGAAGCCGAAGCGCGAUCCGCUGGAGGACGGGUUCGAGUGCCCCGGGGAGGCGCAGGGCCUGACGGAGGCGGACGGCAGGAAGGUGCCGCACCCGACCUACCCGCAUCCCACCGAUUGCCAGAAGUUCUACAUAUGCAGGAACGGGCUCGAUCCGCAGCUGGGCUCCUGCUCGCCCGGCAGCGUGUACAACGACGUGUCCUACAGGUGCGAGGAUCCCGCCAACGUGCAGGGAUGCGAGAAUUAUUAUUCGGGGAAUUCGAAACCGGCCGGGCAGCCGGCGGGGAUACCGUCCAGGAAGAAUAAGUAAUAGAACAGGUUAAAAUAGACUUGUAGGUGUAAGGAUUUUUAAAAUAAAUUUGUAAGUUUU
Messenger RNA from Phyllotreta striolata, 878 nucleotides. The record is from the annotation of a GenBank genome assembly. Lineage: Eukaryota; Metazoa; Arthropoda; Insecta; Coleoptera; Chrysomelidae.